ACGCGAUGAACGCUCAUCGCCUUGGAGACACAUGGUGAGUCCAAGCAGAAGAAAAGGGUUUCUAUCCUGGUGCCGAUUUAAACAAAGUGGUUUGUUUUCAUCACCCUAGCUAGCAGCUUAGCUAGCUAAUCUUAUAUUAUCAUUUAUAUAACUACUAAUAGUUAUAAUAACACCAUGGAUACGAAAGUUCUUUCCUCUGGAAUCAAGUACUUAACCCUCCCGGAAAGUUACAUCAGGCCGGAAUCUGAACGUCCUCGGUUAUCAGAAGUUUUAGCAUGCGAGGACGUUCCGGUUAUCGACUUGGGUUGUGAGGAUAGAGCCCAAAUUGUGCAGCAAAUCGGUGAUGCCUGUGCUAACUUCGGGUUUUUCCAGGUGAUAAAUCAUGGAGUAUCGCUGGAGGGUGUGGAGAAAAUGAUAGGAGUGGCCAGUGAUUUCUUCAGGUUGCCUGUGGAGGAGAAGCUGAAGGUUUAUUCUGAUGACCCAUCAAAGACAAUGAGACUUUCUACAAGUUUUAAUUUGCAUAAGGAGAAGGUUCAUAACUGGAGGGAUUAUCUCAGGCUCCAUUGCUAUCCUCUUGACCAGUAUGUGCCUGAGUGGCCUUCAAAUCCUCCUCCAUUCAAGGAGGCUGUGAGUAAUUACUGUGCAGAAGUUCGAGAACUUGGGUUUCGCUUACAAGAAUUGAUUUCAGAGAGCUUAGGGCUUGAAAAAAAUUACAUAAAGAAGGCAUUGGGUGAACAAGGACAACACAUGGCCGUGAACUAUUACCCACCAUGUCCAGAGCCAGAAUUGACCUAUGGAUUACCAGGACAUACGGACCCUAAUGCCCUUACAAUUUUGCUUCAAGACUCUCAAGUUGCUGGCCUUCAAGUUCUUAGAAAUGGAAAAUGGCUUGCUGUUGAUCCUCAUCCAAAUGCUUUUGUCAUUAACAUUGGCGAUCAAUUACAGGCCCUGAGUAAUGGGAGGUAUAAAAGUGUAUGGCAUAGAGCCGUUGUUAAUGCUGAAAAAGCUAGAAUGUCAGUUGCUUCCUUCCUGUGCCCGAAUGAUGAUGCUUUAAUUAGCCCUGCAACACAAGAUGAAGUUGGACCCAUUUAUAGGGAUUUCACUUAUGGUGAAUAUUAUAAGAAGUUUUGGAGCAGGAACUUGGAUCAAGAACAUUGUUUGGAACUUUUCAAGAAUUAAUAAUAACCUACCUUAUCCUUGUUAUCUACUUCUGCAAAUUCCCUAUUAAUAAGAACAGUAGACAUAGGAUGGAAGGGGUAUUGAAGUCAUCUUAAAGGUCUCGAGUUUGAGUGAAAUCAUGCACUUAUAAAGGAUUUGUCCAUUUCUUAAUAUAUUGUUAUCAACAUUAGCUUAAUUGUUGAACAUUUGAAUUAUCUUUCGUGAUUGUUAGACUAUUGGCUCUACCUAAUAGAUUCAUGAGACUAUAUAUUUAUGUUGAUUUAA
This is a messenger RNA of Hevea brasiliensis (rubber tree), 1443 nucleotides long. Its product is annotated as protein DOWNY MILDEW RESISTANCE 6. The coding region runs from base 175 to 1179 and encodes 334 amino acids. The record is from RefSeq and is a predicted model, not a curated record. The transcript has 4 exons. Lineage: Eukaryota; Viridiplantae; Streptophyta; Magnoliopsida; Malpighiales; Euphorbiaceae.